AGCGGGGCUGCUGCCGGCGCUCGCUGCGGUCUGAGGCUUGGGACUGAAUCCUCAGGGUGCCGGGCCGGCCGCGAGCCCCCGCAUCCUCAGCGAGAGGCCCCGUUGGGGUCCUCCCCGCCCUCCAGCAGCACCUCUCCGGGCUGCGCCCGACCGCGCGGGAGAUGGCUGCGGGGAUGCGGAGCAAGGACUCUUCCCGCUGUCUGCUGCUCCUGGCCGCGGUGCUGAUGGUGGAGAGCUCCCAGCUCGGCAGCUCGCGGGCCAAGCUCAACUCCAUCAAGUCCUCCCUGGGCGGCGAGACGCCUGCCCAGGCCGCCAAUCGAUCUGCGGGCAUAUACCAAGGACUGGCUUUCAGCGGCAGUAAGAAGGGCAAAAACCUGGGGCAGGCCUACCCGUGCAGCAGUGACAAGGAGUGCGAAGUCGGCAGGUACUGCCACAGCCCCCACCAGGGCUCCUCGGCCUGCAUGGCGUGUCGCAGGAAGAAGAAGCGCUGCCACCGGGACGGCAUGUGCUGCCCUGCCACCCGCUGCAACAAUGGCAUCUGCAUCCCGGUCACUGAGAGCAUCUUGACGCCUCACAUCCCAGCUCUGGACGGCACUCGGCACCGGGAUCGAAACCACGGCCACUACUCGAACCACGACUUGGGGUGGCAGAACCUAGGAAGACCACACACGAAGAUGUCACAUAUAAAAGGGCACGAGGGAGACCCCUGCCUCCGCUCCUCAGACUGCGUGGACGGGUUUUGCUGCGCGCGUCACUUCUGGACCAAAAUCUGCAAGCCCGUGCUGCACCAGGGCGAGGUCUGCACCAAGCAGCGCAAGAAGGGCUCGCACGGGCUGGAGAUCUUCCAGCGCUGUGACUGCGCCAAGGGCCUGUCGUGUAAAGUGUGGAAGGACGCCACCUACUCCUCCAAGGCCAGGCUCCACGUGUGCCAGAAGAUCUGACCGCCGCCCGCGGGGCCGCCCGCAGACCGUGAGCCUGUGUGCUCAACACGUGAUGGCAUGGGGGGGGCAGACCCGGAGCUCAGCGGGACGGCCGGCGUCAGGAUAGGGGUCCCAGCAGGGAGGAAGAGAGAAGCAAGGGGACGGAAGGGCGACUGACCUAGGACAGCCGAUGUGUUUCCAUUACGCAACUCGUUUAUGUAAAUAAUGUACACGCGCGUGGCAACGCUAUUACUGAAGGAAAAGCACACGGUGAAAAUCACUGAGGGGACACCAGUGACUUUGCAGGAGGCUGGGUGGCGCUGGGGGACAGGGUCCCUGCAGAUUGGUGAUUGCCUCUGAAAAUAACCAAGAAGCCAUAGUUCUGUUGCAAGUGACAGUGUAACACAAAGAGCCCCGUGCCCUGGCGCCCGGCAGGCUCUGAAACAGGAAGAGUCCCAUACCAGAGAAAGCGCAGGUCACAGCUGACGCGCGACACAGAAGCAUCUUGUAAUCCCUACUGCGGAGCCCCCCUUCUGCUACUGGCAACCCCCCUCCCAGCCCCCAAAAGAAAGGCAGUCAAGGCCUGUAGAAAAUCUGGUUUUCCCUGCAACUGCCCAUUUACAUUUUUCCAGAUUUGCGUUUCACCCGCAGUCAGGAGACCCGGUAUAAGGCAAAACGCCCGCUCCGGCUGCAAGGGAGUCAGGCCUGUGUCGGCGGCGGGGGCUCCGGCCUGCGCCUCGUCUGGGACUAGCGCGGAAGAGCAAGUGCACAGAGUGGAGCGUCCCUCAGAUGGGUAAGACGUAGGAGACAAAUGUCCUAAUAGGAAGAUCUUUUUUUUUGAAGUCUCGGCAUCCCGUUUUGAUAGACUUAGUGACUACGCAUGUUCCUGACAUACUCUGCAGAAUGACAGGGGAAAGCUGGCAGCAGAGACCCCGCCGUCCUGAGCCGAGGCCACAGGACGCCGGGAGCUCGCCAGGCGCCCAGCUUCGGGCCGCGGCAGCUCCCCUGUCUGAGGCACACGCUCUCUUCUUCCUUGAAGCCCCAGCCGGCGCGGCCUCCAUGGGAGGCUUUCCAAGGGAUUCGUAUUUAACAUUUACCACGCAGAUGAGUUCAGUGCGAGCUCUCGUGACCUCAAAAUAUUUAUUUUACACUUGUGAGGCCCUCAGCAAAGCUUACUGUGAGGAAUGGACCCCGAGGAGGCAGGGCAGCCAGGCUGUAAUGGUCCCAUGUUUUCGGCAUCAGACUUUCCCUACAAUGGCUGUUGCCAAAGAGAUAGUUCGUUUGCUGCAGCCACUAAGAUUUAAAAUACAAAUGAACUAAACUACAAAGGCUACACGUAUCACUGAUCUAUAGAAGUCAAGGUUCUAAAUUCCUUGAAACCAUUUUAUUAAUUUUUCUUUACUUGGUUCUAAAUAUUCUGGCUAGAGCAUAAAGAACAGGUAUCUUGUAGUUCUUACUUUUGACCUUUUCUUCUUAGACUGCAAGACACUCCUUAACAUUCUUUUAAUCCACCUGCUGUCGCCAACUCAAGUUCUCCCAGUAGAAACUGAACCCGAGCCUGCCUGUCUAUUAAGAAAUCCAGCUCCCCAUAUCCAUUUCCCAGGAGGGUUCAGGUGGCCAUUGUCCCGCACGCCUGCUAAAAUAACAAUCAUAAGCUAAUUUAUGCAAGAUGCAAACUCCGUCCAAACAGGCUUCUCUCAGCUUGGUAACGUGAACAUGGGGCAUUUUGGUCAGAUGUUUCCUGUGCAGCAGUUACAUUUACAGUCUGGUUUCUGCAUUAUUUUCCUUAUGUACAUCCCUUCAAAAAUUAUUAUUUGAAGUAAUUUAUUUACAGGAAAUGUUAUGAGAUGUAUUUUCUUAUAGAGAUAUUUCUUACAGAAAGCUUUGUAGCAGAAUAUAUUUGCAGCUAUUGACUUUGUAAUUUAGGGGAAAUGUAUAAUAAGAUAAAAUAUAUUAAAUUUUCUUUCUCUGAAAACUGAAUUCAAAUCUGUGUUUU
This is a messenger RNA of Talpa occidentalis (Iberian mole), 2916 nucleotides long. RefSeq names its product dickkopf WNT signaling pathway inhibitor 2 (gene DKK2). NCBI's taxonomy places the organism in Eukaryota, Metazoa, Chordata, Mammalia, Eulipotyphla, Talpidae. The transcript is spliced from 4 exons. Gene Ontology annotation, cellular component: extracellular region. Bases 162 to 941 code for a protein of 259 amino acids. Gene Ontology annotation, biological process: negative regulation of canonical Wnt signaling pathway; multicellular organism development. The record is from RefSeq and is a predicted model, not a curated record. Gene Ontology annotation, molecular function: receptor antagonist activity; co-receptor binding.